AAGGUGAAAGCCCACCCUGUUUUGGAGAAACACUCUCACUUGGUAAAAGCAUUUGAUUUCUAACAAUAAACCCUAAACCAACCCAAAAAACGAAACACAAGCGCAUCGACUAUGGAUGACGCGGAGGGAGGUCUCAGCUUCGAUUUCGAGGGCGGUCUCGAUGCCGGUCCCCCCGCCCCCACUGCCUCCAUGCCUGUUGUCAAUUCCGAUCCUUCUGCCGCCAACAAUACCAACAAUUUUACCGCCCCUGGUGGUGUCCAGGCUUCGAUAAAUGAUCCCGUCGCAAAUCAAGGUGGUGGAGCUGGCCGAAGGAGCUUCCGUCAGACCGUGUGCCGGCAUUGGCUCCGCAGUCUCUGCAUGAAGGGUGAUGCCUGUGGUUUCCUUCACCAGUACGACAAGUCCCGCAUGCCCGUCUGCCGUUUUUUCCGGCUUUUUGGUGAGUGCCGGGAGCAAGAUUGUGUGUACAAACACACCAACGAGGAUAUCAAAGAGUGUAACAUGUACAAGCUAGGUUUUUGUCCUAAUGGUCCUGACUGCCGAUAUAGGCAUGCAAAGCUCCCAGGACCUCCUCCUCCUGUGGAAGAAGUCCUGCAGAAGAUUCAGCAAUUAAGUGCUUACAAUUAUAACAACAAAUUUUAUCAACAGCGGAAUGCUGGCUUCCCCCAACAAACUGAAAAAUCUCAGAUUCCACAAGCACAAAACAAUGUAAACCAAGGAGCAGCUGGAAAACCUUCAGCAACUGAAUCUACUAACGUACAGCAGCAGCAGCUGCAGCAGCAGCAACAACAAAUUCAACAACCGCAACAACAGGUCAGCCAGACCCAGAUACAAAAUGUCCCCAAUGGUCAGUCUAACCAGGCAAACAGAACUGCUAUACCUUUGCCUCAAGGAAUAUCUAGGUAUUUUAUUGUUAAAAGUUGCAACCGUGAAAAUCUGGAACUAUCUGUUCAACAAGGAGUAUGGGCAACUCAAAGAAGCAAUGAGGCUAAACUGAAUGAAGCUUUUGAUUCUGCUGAAAAUGUGAUUUUGGUCUUCUCCGUUAACCGUACACGGCAUUUCCAGGGUUGUGCCAAAAUGACAUCCAAAAUUGGUGGAUCUGUUGCUGGAGGCAACUGGAAAUACGCUCAUGGAACUGCACAUUAUGGACGUAAUUUCUCGGUAAAAUGGUUAAAGUUAUGUGAGCUGUCUUUCCACAAAACUCGGCAUUUGAGGAACCCCUACAAUGAGAACUUACCAGUAAAGAUAAGUAGAGAUUGCCAGGAGUUAGAGCCUUCUGUUGGUGAGCAGUUGGCCUCCUUGCUUUAUCUUGAGCCAGAUAGUGAGCUUAUGGCAAUUUCACUGGCAGCAGAAUCAAAAAGAGAAGAAGAGAAAGCAAAGGGAGUCAAUUCAGAUAAUGCAGAGAACCCUGACAUUGUUCCAUUUGAGGACAAUGAAGAAGAGGAAGAGGAAGAAAGUGAGGAGGAGGAUGAAAGCUUUGGUGCUGCAGCUCAGGGCAGAGGAAGAGGCAGAGGAAUCAUGUGGCCCCCUCACAUGCCACUAGCCCGUGGUGCCAGACCCAUGCCUGGAAUGCGAGGUUUUCCACCGAUGAUGAUGGGUGGUGAUGGCUUUUCUUACGGACCAGUUACACCUGAUGGUUUUGGGAUGCCAGAUCUUUUUGGUGCUCCUCGUCCUUUUGCACCGUAUGGACCCAGGUUUUCUGGAGAUUUUACGGGUCCUGCAUCUGGCAUGAUGUUUCCAGGGCGACCUCCACAGCCUGGGGGAAUGUUUCCAUCUGGUGGAAUCGGGAUGAUGAUGGGUCCAGGGCGUGCACCAUUUAUGGGGGGUAUGGGGCCCACAGGUGCUAAUCCUGCUCGAGGUGGCCGGCCUGUUGGCAUGCCUCCGAUGUUUCCCCUACCUCCAGCACCUGCCUCUCAGAACUCUGGCCGGGCUAUUAAAAGAGAUCAGAGGACACCAACCAAUGACAGAUCUAGUGCAGGAUCAGAGCAGGGUAGAGGUCAGGAAAUGGGUGGUCCAGGGGGUGGGUUGGAAGAUGGGACACAGUAUCAGCAAGAAGGACAAAAGGCUCACCAUGAAGAUCAGUUUGCUGCAGGAAACAGCUUCAGAAAUGAUGACAGUGAAAGUGAGGAUGAGGCACCCAGGAGGUCAAGGCAUGGGGAAGGGAAGAAGAAACGGAGAGGCUUGGAAGGAGAUGUUGCCACUGCUUCUGAUCACUAGAUGCAAUGCUUACAGUUCGGAGGAUGUUAGAAUCGCUGCCUUGCUCUCAACCACGUUGUCUUGCAUGCCAUUGUUGAACAUUUUUAAGCAACUGACUUUGCAUAUGUAGAUGGUUUCAUCUCACAAUUGACAUAUCGGAGAGCUGCAGAAAAACCUAGGUUUAGAUUAUGUUUUGGUGCAUUAGUUUUGCUCCAAACUGUGGAACUAUAUUGUUUAUUGUGUAUGAUCAUGCACCAGAUCACGAGAAGGGUGAAUAUAUAUUGUCAAGAAAGGUAUUUAGCCUACAUGCUAUAUCUUAUGUAAGAUUUCAUGUUGGAAGGGUUAGGACGUCGAAGUAAAGGAAAAAGAAAAGGCUUUUCAUUGGAGUUGGAUGCAUGAUAUUUAAUGUUUCAUGAUUUAUACCCAUUUCAGCUUCCUUUUGUUCUUA
Messenger RNA from Gossypium raimondii (Peruvian cotton), 2641 nucleotides. Its product is annotated as 30-kDa cleavage and polyadenylation specificity factor 30. The transcript has 7 exons. Gene Ontology annotation, biological process: regulation of mRNA splicing, via spliceosome; mRNA splicing, via spliceosome. The coding region runs from base 112 to 2214 and encodes 700 amino acids. The record is from RefSeq and is a predicted model, not a curated record. Gene Ontology annotation, cellular component: nucleoplasm. NCBI's taxonomy places the organism in Eukaryota, Viridiplantae, Streptophyta, Magnoliopsida, Malvales, Malvaceae. Gene Ontology annotation, molecular function: N6-methyladenosine-containing RNA reader activity; metal ion binding; mRNA binding.